AUGAAAAAGAUAGUUCUUUUAUAUCUUAUUUUUACUAUUGGAAAUGCAGAAUCGUGUAAAGUUGACAGUGAUUGUGAUGACUACUACAAUUGUGAGUCAGGAUCUUGCGAGCGCAAAGAGCUUUUUCCAAUGGAAAAUUUAGAAAUCAUAGGAACAAUUUUAAUUGUAAUUGUGAGUGCUCUAUCUAACUCAUCAGGAAUUGGUGGAGGAGGACUCAAUAUCUUAAUCUGCAUCUUAUUUUUUAAAUUUGAACCCUCUAAUUCAGUUCCACUAUCACAAGUCAUAAUAUUAGGUGGGAGCCUUACAACUAUUAUAAUACAAAUACCAUCAAGACACCCUGUAAAAGAUAGACCAUUGAUUGACUAUGAUUUAAUAUCUUUUGUAAUAUCUCCGAUGCUUCUAGGUGCUAGUAUCGGGGUUAUUUUAAAUGAAAGUUUUCCUUCUUGGCUUAUUCUUGCUCUUUUAACUUUGCUCUUAGGAUUUAUGCUUUAUAAUUCUAUUAAGAAAUAUAUUAAGCUCAGUGAAAAAGAAGCUGAACUAAGAAAUAAAGAAAAAGAGAUUGAAAAUACAAAUUUAAUAGAAAAUAAUGAGCAAUCAAAUACAGAAAAUUAA
Messenger RNA from Blepharisma stoltei, 612 nucleotides. Lineage: Eukaryota; Ciliophora; Heterotrichea; Heterotrichida; Blepharismidae. The record is from the annotation of a GenBank genome assembly.